Sceloporus undulatus (fence lizard) is the source of this 1313-nucleotide messenger RNA. RefSeq names its product 1-aminocyclopropane-1-carboxylate synthase-like protein 1. The transcript has 4 exons. Gene Ontology annotation, biological process: amino acid metabolic process; biosynthetic process. Gene Ontology annotation, molecular function: pyridoxal phosphate binding; transaminase activity. Lineage: Eukaryota; Metazoa; Chordata; Lepidosauria; Squamata; Phrynosomatidae. The record is from RefSeq and is a predicted model, not a curated record. The coding region runs from base 56 to 457 and encodes 133 amino acids.
UCUUUUUAUCUUCUGUCCUAGGCAUGAAUUGCAUGUUAUUGUGGAUGAGAUCUACAUGCUGUCAGUUUUUGAUGAUUCUGCCACAUUUCACAGUGUGCUAGAAAUGGAGAGAUUACCCGAUCCACAGAGAACCCAUGUCAUGUGGGGAACUACUAAGGAUUUUGCUAUCUCUGGCAUUCGGUUUGGAACCUUGUACACACUAAAUCAAGAUGUCAUCAGUGCUGUUGCUUCCUUGUGUUACUUCCAUGGAAUCUGUGGACCUAUGCAAUACAAACUUGCACAGUUGCUCAGAGACAGAGACUGGAUCAACCAGGUGUUCUUACGGACCAAUCAUGACAGGCUGAAAGCUGCCCAUACUUUUGUGACAGAUGAGCUGAAGACCCUUGGGGUUCCCUUCCUCAAUCGCAAUGCUGGCCUCUUUGUGUGGAUUGACUUCCGAAAGGUUAGUAGUCAUUAGAGGAGACUGGAUCCUCUGGAUCAAACCCAAGGGUCCAUCUGGCCCAGUAUUCUUUUUAACAAGGGGAAGACAGAUUGUUUUUGUAAGGAAGAUAAACACCCAAUAAGACUCAUCUGUUGUUUGCAUACAAAAUCUGUUAUUCAGAUCCAUAACAAUUUUGGCUGGGGGAGUCUGGAAAUUGUUAAUUUCAAUAAUACCUUUUCCAUGCUCUAAGUCAUGGGUAUACUGCAUCAGAACAUGAAGUUUCCACUUUGCUAUUAUAACAAUUAGGCAAUUAUAGAUCUAUGCUCUGGUAAGCUAUUCUGAGGAAGAGGAGUGACAGGUUAGCGCCCCCCCCUUUUUUUUUCUUUCUUUUAUUAUCUUCUAUACAAGGAAAGCAAGUUCAGGAAGACUGCUCUGUAUUGAUACUCUCUGUAAAAUAUUGAACACUGACCUUUCAGGGUUUGAAAUUGGAUGGAGAGCUUCCACAGAUAGCAGAGGCUCCCAAAUGACAAAGCAUCAUGUGACACCAAUAAGAUUAAUAGUUUUAGUAUGACAUGAGGUUUCAUGGAUGUAUACAGUUUACUUGGUUAUGGGUGAAAUGAAGACCAUGAAUAGUGACCAUUAUAUUAUGAACAAUGGUCAAAGCAAAACACAGACAUCCUGGCAACAGGUAUAACAGUGAGCAUAUGUGAUGGAAUAAGUAUCUAUUAUCUGAUAUGAACAUCCAUUCCAAUCACUAAUCUUUCUUCAAAAUCCCUUCACACUGUAAAGCAAUGAAGAGAUGAGUUUACAGGUGAGAAUCUGUGUUGUUCUGUGCUGCUGAAAUCACUAAAAGUCCUGUUGCAUCUUGAGUGCUUAGUAACAUUGGCCCUAC